UAUGAGGAGCAACCAGACUUUAUAACAGCAGGUGGUGGUAAGCUACAUGAGUAUCAGAUGGAAGGAUUGAACUGGUUACGCUUCUCUUGGGCCCAGGGUACCAACACCAUCUUGGCUGAUGAAAUGGGGCUUGGAAAGACAAUUCAAACCAUUGCCUUCUUGUAUUCACUAUGGAAGGAGGUAUGACAGUUAUUUAGCUUUAAGGUCUAUCAUUUAUUGAUAAUUAUAGUGAAUGAUCGAUUAGGUGUAACGGUGCUUAUUUGAUUUUCCGUGUAAAAGGUGUGGCGCUUAUUCGAGAGUGGCGCUUAUUUCAAUAGCGGGGAAAACACUGAGGGAAGUAUAUAGAGAACUCUAACUUGUGCAACAAACCUUACAAAUAUGUACAUCUCGAACUGGUAUGUAAACCCGGUUUCAAGAGUUGCCCUACCUUAAAACGAGAGAAGCUCACGAGUUGGUUGUGGUCUUAUUUGUCAAGCAACUUGGUUUUCAUAUCUCUUUAUAUCAAGCGCCAAAACAAAGGUUGGGCGUUUAUUUGUAAAUACCCAAAUUAGCACCGCAGCACUUAUUAAAUUAUUUUCGGUGUGGUGCUUAUUCGAGAAGCAGAAAGAAAACAAGCGCUUAGGUCAAUCCUCCAUUUUUGGCAAUUUUAAUGCAUAGACAUAAAGAUGGAAACAAAUUGGGCUUAAGGUAGGGUCCCAUGUAGUAUCCUUUGAUUGCAUUUUAUACGUGGCUUUUUAGAGUCUGUUUCUAAAAGGGAAGAAAUCAAGGUGUUUUUCUGACUCUCAUCUGCCUCUCUACCUCUUGGUUUUUUUGUGCUCUUGUUUGAGCCAGGAGAUUUUAUGACCUCUUUAACGUGUGUAUGUUUUCGGAUUAUUUAUGAUGAGUACCAGUUUAUUUACAUGUAACUGGAAGUUGUUAUUAGUUAGCUUCAAACAUUGUUUACAUAUUCAUACUGUUAACUGUUGUUUUUAGGGCCAUUCACCAGGUCCAUUUUUAGUCAGUGCCCCACUGUCUACGAUCAUUAACUGGGAAAGAGAAUUUGAAUUUUGGGCUCCUGACAUGUACGUGGUUACUUAUGCUGGUGAUAAAGCUGCCAGGGCAACCAUCAGGUAAAAUAAUUGGCACUGAUGUAUUUCCUUUAUGCAGUCUACAUGAUUAGUUGAUAGACAGUGCAAGACUGUGCUCAAGCAAUGCCCCGUGGCCCCUGGUGCCUAUAUAAGUUUUGCUGUUGGGUGACUAGAACAUCUUAGUUUUUCAUACAAGUCAUAUACUGGGCACCUGGAUUUUAUAGGUUUAGAGCUCUGCGCUCCCUUAUUUCUCUUAAAGCACAGUCUUGCAGUGCCAUUGAUCAAUCGUUUGAUCAAUUAAUUGAUGGCUUGUUCAGAAUAUUAUAAGCAACUAACAAAGGCUUCUACUAUACUGUCCUUAACAAAUAACUUUUUUCAAAAACCUUUUUCCUCAGGAAUCAUGACUUUACAUUUGAUGAAGAUGCUGUAAAACAAGGACUGAAACCUCAUAAAUUAAAGGUUUGCUUUUAA
Messenger RNA from Porites lobata, 1538 nucleotides. The record is from the annotation of a GenBank genome assembly. NCBI's taxonomy places the organism in Eukaryota, Metazoa, Cnidaria, Anthozoa, Scleractinia, Poritidae.